AUGAAGCUCGCAAGACCUAUCGCACUGCUUCCGCUCACAUCGUUAGCGCUCACCGAUGUUAACUCUCCCACAAGACCGAUCACGUUGUCAAAAACGGGUGGCUUUCAGAUUGGCGGCAAGACCAUUUCGAGUCCGUUGAAUACUAACCAAACGCUCUCUUGCGACCAUGGUUACAUGGAAUACUUCAUCCCUUGGCGACCUCGGCGUACUAGCGUUGUAAUGUGGCAUUCUUCCUCGACCCAAGUCUGGCAAAACCGGUGGAAUGGCGGCGAGGGCUACAAAGAUAUGUUUCUCCGGCGAGACUACCCGGUCUACCUCUGGGACGGCCCGCGAGUGGGUCGCGCGAACUGGGCGUGCGAGACAACGACGUAUGUGCCGAGCCAUCAGGAUCAAGCGAACUUUGGAGCCUGGAAUUUUGGUCCGAGAUGGCCAGUGUGGUGGGAUGAUGUACAAUUUCCGACGAGGGAUGAGGCUGCGUGGAAACACGCUACGAGUGCAAGAUAUGUCGAAUAUGACACAAAGGCAAAUGUGGAGUUGCAGUCUGACGCGGCGGCUAUUGCAGCAGACUCGGGAAAGAUUGGGACGGACAUUGUGUAUUUGACGAACUCAGCUGGUGGAUUACGGGCUAUGAUGACGGCUACCAAGGCGAACGGGACGAAUAUCAAGGGCAUCGUCACAUACGAGAGUAUCGGUUACGUCUUCCCAGAUAAUGUCAACAUAACCGCAGGCAGAGGCGGAUUUGGGCCAUUCAUUGUGCCACUUGAGCGCUUUAAGAAGUUGGCUAAACUCACAGCGAUACAAUUCGUUUGGGGGGAUCAUCGAUCGGAGAACUUCACGUCUGUCAUCGAGUCGAGACUUGCGGCGAAGUUGAUCAAUCAGUACGGCGGCAAUGCGCAAGUGCUGAAGCUGAGUGAAGAUGCAGGAUUGAAGGGGAGCACACAUAUCCCAUUCGCGGACAUGGACAACGCGAAGGUCGCGGCACUGCUGGAUGAUUUGCUGGAAGACAACGCACUUGACGAGUACAAGGAUGGAGAGGCUUGGAUCUAA
This is a messenger RNA of Cucurbitaria berberidis CBS 394.84, 1047 nucleotides long. RefSeq lists its product as uncharacterized. The record is from RefSeq and is a predicted model, not a curated record. NCBI's taxonomy places the organism in Eukaryota, Fungi, Ascomycota, Dothideomycetes, Pleosporales, Cucurbitariaceae. The transcript has a single exon. The coding region runs from base 1 to 1047 and encodes 348 amino acids.